Molecule: messenger RNA, 839 nt
Organism: Exaiptasia diaphana
Lineage: Eukaryota; Metazoa; Cnidaria; Anthozoa; Actiniaria; Aiptasiidae
Product: NADH-quinone oxidoreductase subunit B 2
Exons: 7
Coding region: 16-591 (191 amino acids)
Biological process (GO): mitochondrial respiratory chain complex I assembly; aerobic respiration; electron transport coupled proton transport
Molecular function (GO): quinone binding; NADH dehydrogenase (ubiquinone) activity; 4 iron, 4 sulfur cluster binding
Source: RefSeq, a predicted model, not a curated record
AAUUAAUGGUUUAUCAUGCAUGUAUUUAUCAUUGAAUCUUGUUUUCUAUUUGCUAGUGCCAUUGCWACCAGACAUCAGAGCACUACUGCAGCUUCAAAACCUAAAGGAAARUUUGAUGCAGCAUCAGAGUUUGUAGUGACUAAAAUUGAUGACCUUGUAAAUUGGGGAAGAAGGGGCUCAUUGUGGCCUAUGACAUUUGGUCUUGCUUGCUGUGCUGUAGAAAUGAUGCACUUUGCUGCACCAAGAUAUGAUAUGGACAGAUUUGGUGUAGUAUUCAGAGCAAGUCCACGCCAAGCUGAUGUCAUGAUUGUAGCUGGUACUUUAACCAAUAAGAUGGCUCCAGCAUUAAGAAAGGUUUAUGAUCAGAUGCCWGAACCACGAUGGGUUAUAUCAAUGGGAAGUUGUGCUAAUGGCGGUGGAUACUACCAUUAUUCAUAUGCAGUAGUACGUGGUUGUGAUCGUGUUAUUCCUGUUGAUAUCUACGUACCUGGUUGUCCUCCAACUGCAGAAGCUCUUUUGUUUGGUGUUCUACAGUUACAGAAAAAGAUUCGUCGCAGCCAUCAUCCUAUUACGAUGUGGUACAGGAAAUAAGAUCCAUUGAAUGGUUUUGUUGAAUGGUGCAUUGAUUUUCCAAUUACCAAGAAUGUACACUGUACUGAAUUCUAUAUGUAAAUAGAGCAGAAAUUUUAUCUUGGUAGUGACAACCCAAUCUUGACCAACAGCUUUUUCUUUAAGUAAUGUUUUCCACAAAGCUUUGCAAUGAAGGGUGAUUUCUACAAUGUUUUGAAAAUAUGCUGUAUGUUGUUUUGUGAUGAAAAUAAACAUGAAAAUAAUACAAA